Messenger RNA from Zootermopsis nevadensis, 3157 nucleotides. The record is from RefSeq and is a predicted model, not a curated record. Lineage: Eukaryota; Metazoa; Arthropoda; Insecta; Blattodea; Termopsidae.
GGCUUGGUCACAGAUCAUCCGUUGCGUUUGUGUCGAGUGCGUUAACUUCAGUUGUAGUGCGUGUGAGCAUGUGAUUGUGUUGUAUUACGCAGGUCUGUACAUUGGUUCACAAGGGCGAAUCAGUGUGUAGGCUGAAAUCUGAAAAGGUUUCCGAGAUUUGUGCCUUCUCUGUUACUUAUCCGUCGUAUUGUUUCAUUCCGAGGCCGUUGACGGUUGGAUGAAGGGGCCUACACUCAGUUAGGAUCGCUAGGGAUGUGAUUGCAAGAGCAUAUUGACCGCGCCCGGGUGUGCACUACGCUGUCCGACCGUCAUGUACAGCUGAACGCCGAUCAAGUGACAUGCAGAACUCAAGUAGUACGCCGUCCGUGGCGUCGAGUAACGGGACCUGCGUUGGCACCGCAAUUUCGGCCGCUGCGACUCCAGGAUCCUACAUGUACACCAGCAGCUCCGGUCUGCUGCGCUCGUCCAUGACCGACAAGGCGCUGGCCAGAGCCGUGCCUCCGCCCACACUGCCAAAGUACUCCGGUGCCUCGUCGUCCUUCAGACUGGCGAGUCUCGACAGAUUAGCCCAUCGCCAGAGGCAGUUCGACCAGCAGCAAGGGAGCGGUGUCCCCGUGCCGCAGCAGGCAAACGGCGAUGUCAGUCCGUCCCAGCAGCAGUCGGCGCUGCAAAGUAAGCGUGAGCUGUUUUUCAAGAAUGAGCUCCCACCACCCACGUCAGCAGCAGCAGCAGUAGCAGCAGCAGCUGGUGCUGCCGCCACCACCACCACCACCACCACCGCUGGUCUGAAGGAGGCCCUGGCGAAACGUGUAGCCGAGAACCACACAGGUGGCUCUGAUGUGCCGGAUAAUAAGGAACGCUAUAACAAAGCCGAGAGAGACAAAGUUCCUGAGAGGCGCACGAAGGAACUUGACGGCUAUGUCGGGUUCGCCGAUCUCCCCAACCAGGUGUACAGGAAGGCCGUCAAAAGAGGAUUUGACUUCACGCUUAUGGUGGUUGGAAAAUCUGGUCUUGGGAAGUCAACACUCAUGAACUCCAUGUUCCUGGCUGACAUCUACUCGACUGAAUAUCCCGGUCCAUCACAUCGGAUAAAGAAAACUGUUCAAGUUGAGACUACGAAGGUGCUGCUCAAGGAGAAUGGCGUGAAUCUAACUCUGACCGUAGUGGACACGCCUGGCUUUGGCGAUGCUGUCGACAAUAGCAAUUGUUGGCUGCCUGUAAUAGACUAUAUUGAGUCAAAAUAUGAGGAGUACCUGAAUGCGGAGUCACGUGUCAACCGUCGCACGCUGGCUGACAGCAGAGUUCAUUGUUGUCUGUACUUCAUAGCUUCGUCAGGUCACGGCCUCACGCCCCUUGAUGUGGAAUUUAUGCAGAGGCUGCAUGAUAAAGUUAAUGUCAUUCCUAUCAUUGCCAAGGCUGACACCAUGACACCAGAUGAAUGCAGUCACUUCAAGAAACAGAUUCUGAAUGAAAUCUCUCAGCACAAGAUUAAAAUUUACGAGUUUCCUGACACGGAGGAUGAUGAACAAGCAAAGCUACACAAAAUAUUACAAGAUCGUGUGCCAUUUGCUGUAGUUGGCUCCAAUACAGUUAUAGAGGUUGACAGCAAGAAGAUUCGUGGUAGAAAGUAUCCGUGGGGCAUUGCAGAAGUGGAGAAUCUGGAACACUGCGACUUCAUUGCGUUACGUAACAUGCUGAUACGCACGCACCUGCAGGACCUGAAAGAUGUCACAAACAACGUACACUAUGAGAACUACAGGUGUCGCAAGCUGGCAGGGUUGGGCACUGAUGGCAAGCCAACACGCAUAUCCAAUAAUGUAUGCCCUCAAGGAGUGAUGAACAGUUUCAUGACCGUAUGGAAUCCACUGGCUCAAAUGGAAGAGGAGAAGCGUGAUCAUGAAGUGAAGAUGAAGAAAAUGGAGUCAGAAAUGGAACAGGUCUUUGAAAUGAAGGUUCGGGAGAAGAAGCAGAAGCUCCGGGAUUCAGAAGCAGAUCUACAGCGCCGGCAUGAACAAAUGAAGAAAGCUCUGGAACAACAAAUCAGUGAAUUAGAAGAAAGGAGACAAUCUUAUGAGAAAGAGAAACAGGCGUGGGAACAGAGUAACAAUGUCACGCUGGAAGAGUUACGCAGGAGAAGUCUCGAGGCAAAUUCCAAAGACUGUAAAAUACAUUUUGCCAGGAGCAAUUCCAUGAGCUCAGAUGAUGCAGGGAAUUCCUGUGGUGAAACGUCGUCCUCUUUGGAUUCUGACAAGAUAGCAGAGAGCUUAUUCUAGCAGGGGCAGGAAAAGAGGGGAAAAGCACCAAAUAGAGACACGCGUAUGAGGCUAUAUGACUUGUAAAAUUGAGAACCAGAACACAACAUAGUUCGUAAACUUUGAACUGCUAAAGUCUGGGUUUAUUGUUUUCUUGUUUCAUUUACGUUUUGUUGGAAAACUAUCCUGAGCAGUGUAUUUAUUCAUGUUUAAAAAAUGGAGAUAAUUACUCUGAUUGAAAUUCUUUUAACAGAGGUAAAGUUCAGUUAUUAGAGAUUAUGUUGUCUUUAUGAAGAAUGUUGGAAUAGAAGAUUAUAUAUUGUUAAAAAAAGAUUGGUUAUGUAGGUAUUUGAGAAAAAAAAUGUAGAUAGUAAUUUUGUCUGUUCUCAUACAGUCAGUCUUGCAAAUUAUAAUUUUCCCAUGAUUUUGGUGCAGUAACUUAUGUAAAAAUUGCUAAAAACAGGUGGUGAAUUUAAAGCAGCUAUUUUGCCGUAGAGUGGGAUCAUCAGUUUUGUGUUGAGUUUGAUUGCUUUAUGUCUAUCUUAUUCUUCAUUGAGUUCAUAAAAGUAGAUUAUUGUUUAUUUAUGGUUUAUUUAAUGACACUGCAACUGUAGUGUUGAUGCCUACAAUCUGUGGGAGUUAAGGGUGCAUCUGUUAUCUAGUAUCUGUACCGAUCUCUUCAGACAAGUUGUCAAUAUUCAGUUGAAUGUGUCACAGAUGUGACACCUUAUGUAUAUAGAGGUAUUACAUUCUGAUCCCUGUGUGUUCACAUGCAUGCAUCUGGCAAGCUACCCACUCUAAUUUGUACUUAGAACAUGUAUUUAAAUUAUUUAUUGUGUUUUUUGUGUUAGAAUAUUAUGUAAAUUCAUUACCUUAAGCCAUAUUAAACAUUCCAUCACAUAUUU